CAUUAUGUAUGAAAGCGGCAUCCCACCACUUGGCUGUCUGGUGUGAAAGGAUCCUAUCAGCACUUCAUUCAUGUUCAGUGUCUGGGAUGUGACAAAGCUGUUCUUCCUUUUGGAUUUUUCCCUCACCACACUCAGAAAACAGUGCACUGGAGUGAUGUGUUAACAGAGGCACCAGGGGAAGAAAGGAAAUUCUUAACCUCUGCAGACAGGAGGCUGAAAGGAUGGAAAGUUGUUAAGGGGAAAGCCAAGGGAAGCAGAAGGUGCUAGAGAACGUCCGUGCUUCUGGAACACACAGCAAUGUUAAAGCAGCGUGAUUUGGGAACAUUCAAGACUCUGAAUUACAGGUGAGCACAACUUUUCCAGAAGGGGAACAUGUACAGGAGCAGUCAGGAUUUCUCAUUGCUGAGAUAGUCAAUGAAUUUUUAAUAAGUUCUGAGCACUGUGGUCAGAUCAGCAGCUGUUAUCUGAUAAAGGCACAAUUCACUGAUUUCCAUAAUCCUAUCGGAAUGGAGUCUUCACCUUGCUGCUACCUGUGCUAACUAACGCCAUGGGAUUACCGGGUCUCAGAGAUGCUGCAAGAAAUAAGACCCACGGGUGAAGGAGAUCACCACAGCAAAGUCCAUGAGGCGUUUCCAGCAUGCGAGCUUACCAUUCCUCACUGAGCUUCAGCCAAAUCCUGCCAGAAACUGGCCAAGAACAGAGGAACCCAAACAAAGAGCCCUCCGAACCUCAGACUAAAUCUGAAUGUAACUUCUUGAACCAGAAUGGAAGGGGAGUCUUACCGCAAUGACACCACAGUCAAUGGCACCCCAGUAAAUCACCAGGCUUUGGAACACCAUGGGCUAUGGGAAGUCAUCACUAUUGCAGCUGUGACGGCUGUGGUCAGCCUGAUGACCAUUGUGGGCAAUGUCUUGGUCAUGGUCUCCUUCAAAGUCAACAGUCAGCUCAAGACAGUUAACAACUAUUACCUUCUCAGCUUGGCCUGUGCAGACCUCAUCAUUGGCAUCUUCUCCAUGAACCUCUACACGACCUACAUCCUUAUGGGACGCUGGGUUCUGGGGAGUCUGGCUUGUGACCUUUGGCUUGCACUGGACUAUGUCGCUAGCAACGCUUCUGUCAUGAACCUUCUGGUGAUUAGCUUUGACCGUUACUUUUCCAUCACAAGACCACUGACAUACCGGGCCAAGCGGACCCCAAAGAGGGCUGGCAUCAUGAUUGGCUUGGCCUGGCUGGUCUCUUUCAUCCUCUGGGCGCCAGCCAUCCUCUGCUGGCAGUACUUGGUCGGGAAGCGGACAGUUCCAGCUGAUGAGUGCCAGAUCCAAUUCCUCUCUGAGCCCACCAUCACUUUCGGUACUGCCAUCGCGGCCUUCUACAUCCCUGUCUCUGUCAUGACCAUACUCUACUGCCGGAUCUACCGGGAAACAGAGAAGCGAACCAAGGACCUGGCUGACCUCCAAGGUUCCGAUUCUGUGGCAGAAGCUAAGAAGAGAAAACCGGCUCACAAGACCCUGCUCAGAUCUUUCUUUAGCUGCCCUAGACCCAGCCUGGCCCAGAGAGAAAGGAAUCAGGCUUCCUGGUCAUCCUCCCGCAGAAGCACCUCAACAACAGAAAAGCCAAGCCAGGCCACUGGCCUAAGUGCUGACUGGGACAAGGCUGAGCAGGUCACUAACUGUAGUAGCUACCCCUCCUCAGAGGAUGAAGCCAAGUCCACCACUGACCCUGUCUUCCAAGUGGUCUAUAAGAGUGAAGCCAAGGAAAGCCCAGGGAAGGAAUUCAACACCCAAGAGACCAAGGAAACUUUUGUGAACCCUCGGACUGAAAACAAUGACUAUGACGCUCCCAAGUACUUCCUGUCUCCAGCUGCUGCUCACAAACUCAAGAGUCAGAAGUGUGUUGCCUAUAAGUUCCGAUUGGUGGUAAAAGCUGACGGGACCCAGGAGACUAAUAAUGGUUGUCGAAAGGUGAAAAUCAUGCCUUGUUCCUUCCCAAUGUCCAAAGACCCUUCGACAAAAGGCCUGGAUCCCAACCUCAACCAUCAAAUGACCAAACGGAAGAGAAUGGUCCUAAUCAAAGAAAGGAAAGCAGCCCAGACCUUGAGUGCCAUCCUCCUGGCCUUCAUCAUCACAUGGACCCCUUAUAACAUCAUGGUCCUGGUUUCCACCUUCUGUGACAAGUGUGUCCCUGUCACCCUGUGGCAUCUGGGUUACUGGCUGUGCUAUGUCAACAGCACAAUCAACCCCAUCUGCUACGCUCUCUGCAACAGAACCUUCAGGAAGACCUUUAAGCUGCUGCUCCUCUGCCGGUGGAAAAAGAAAAAAGCAGAGGAGAAGCUGUAUUGGCAAGGGAACAGCAAGCUACCCUGAAAAGUUAGCAACUCACCUUGAAAGCAUAAGGAUCACAGCGUGGUCUGCUUGUUUUAAAGAAUGUCGCCUGCUGUUCUAGUCCCUGAAGGCUUGUCAAGGCUCGAGGUCUAUUGUCAAAUGAAGAGUCACACAUGCUGCUGCCGUGUGAAAUGAGUCUUGUCUAUUACCAAGGGCACCUGAUGCCACUAGAGCUUGCCAGUGAAACAGAGAGACAGACUCAAAGCCGGUCUCUGGAAGCACACUUGAGUCAUCGUGGACAAUGUCUUCAGGAACUGAUCUGUGAAGAACAGUAGGGACCAGAGAAAAAUAUUCGCCUGUGGCAUUCCGCCAGAGAGUAUUGUGCAAAUGUGUGUGUGUGUGUGUGUGUG
This is a messenger RNA of Psammomys obesus (fat sand rat), 2731 nucleotides long. RefSeq names its product cholinergic receptor muscarinic 5 (gene Chrm5). The coding region runs from base 765 to 2363 and encodes 532 amino acids. The transcript has 2 exons. NCBI's taxonomy places the organism in Eukaryota, Metazoa, Chordata, Mammalia, Rodentia, Muridae. Gene Ontology annotation, biological process: chemical synaptic transmission; G protein-coupled receptor signaling pathway, coupled to cyclic nucleotide second messenger; adenylate cyclase-inhibiting G protein-coupled acetylcholine receptor signaling pathway. The record is from RefSeq and is a predicted model, not a curated record. Gene Ontology annotation, cellular component: plasma membrane; synapse; dendrite. Gene Ontology annotation, molecular function: G protein-coupled serotonin receptor activity; G protein-coupled acetylcholine receptor activity.